AUGACUACAAGGUCCACUUCUGAUAAGAUCGAUGUUGAAAUCGAAGAACAAGAACCUUCCACCCCAACUUUGCCUCUUAAAAAACCAUGGUACAAGACACCUUCUGCAUAUUGGUUAUUACCAAUGUUUGUAGUGAUAGCAAUGACAAGCGGGUUGGCCGUAGCAGUUGGAGUGCAAAUUUAUUUAAGUGCUGCGUGUUAUGAAUAUUAUUCACAAAAUGGGGAGGCUUCCAUUCCUUUAUCAUUCCAUGGUGCUAUUGAUGAAUGUAAUAAUGCUGAUGUGCAGGCAGUGACUGCGAAAUUUCUUGUCAAAGCAAAUUUUUGUACAGCGAUUCCAGGAUCAUUCAUAGACGGAGUAACAGGUGGAUUUUAUGCAUUAUCAGAAGCAAGCUAUGCAUAUGCAACAGAUUCUACUCAUCCCACACGAAGGAGUGUGAUUUUUGGAUGGAUACAAGGGACAAUGUUUGCAGGGUUUAUGGCGGGACCAACAUUAGGAGGAUUGUUGGUGAAGGCAACAAAUAGUUUACUUUCAGAAAAAUUGGCAUUGAAUGUGAAGCGUCAACAAGAGCAAUUUGCAAUAAACUGGACGGGAUUCAAAUCGAUUGAUUCUGUUCUCAGAUGGGUCUACGUUAUGUUUAGACCAUUGCUAUUAUUUCUUCCGAAUGGGAGACGACAACAAGAUAAUGAUAAUGAUAAAGUUCCUAUCGCUGCUCCAAAAUAUUCAUUCACACUAUUAGGAAUAGUAUACUCAUUGCUGUCAUCUUCUAUAAUGGCAAUGUCAACUGUAUAUGUAUUAUAUACGUCAUUAGUAUUUAAUUGGUCGUUACUAGACCAGGGUUAUUUUGUAUUCUUAAUGAGUGGAACAAAAGUAUUUGUUUUAUUUGUUUUGUAUCCAUUAAUAGUGAAAUUCAAAAAACCGAUACUUGGAUUAACAUCAAAAUUCAAGGUAAAAAUCCUUGCAUUAAUAACUCCUUCAAAAAAUACAAAAAAUAGCAGCACAGAAGAGAAAAUAGUUGUUAAAGAUGACAACGGUAUGGAUGUUGAGAUUUGUACGGAUAAUGUGGAUGAUAAAGAUGACGAGAAACUGAUGAGAAAUGAGCUAAUAUUCGAAGUCCGAUUAAUCAAAUUGAUAUUCUUCAUUGAUGCUCUAGCUCACGUUGCAUAUGGCCUAUCAACAUCUAGUGCAGCAUUUAACGCCGUAACAGUGAUAGCUUCUUUGGGUAUAAUAACUACUCCUGCAAUAAAGUCGUUGCAGACAAAUCUAAUAUCUCCAUCUCAAAUCGGACAAUUAUUAGGCGGAAUAAGUGUAAUAGAUUCAAUUCUUCGUAUAUUUGUUCCACCACUAUUUGAUUUUUUAUAUUCUGUAUUAGUGAAAACUCAACCUAAUGUAAUAUGGCAUUGCAUCUCGAUCUUAUUAUUUAUUGCAUUUUUUGUUUCAUUUGGCAUACGCCCUGCUAAAUAA
Entrophospora sp. SA101 is the source of this 1461-nucleotide messenger RNA. The record is from the annotation of a GenBank genome assembly. Lineage: Eukaryota; Fungi; Glomeromycota; Glomeromycetes; Entrophosporales; Entrophosporaceae.